AUGAAAAAUAAAUAUGAUACAAAUGGCACACGCACUCGUAGCACAAAAAGGCGUGCAAAUUCAGAUGAUGUAAAAAUGACGAAGAAGGUUGCGACUUUUAAACGAAGCCAAACCAGAAAGGACAAAAAGAACGAUAAAAAAGAAGCUAAUGAUGUCAGAAUUAGUCAACAAGAUACCAUCUAUAUUGUGUCUAAUACAGUAAUGCAGGCAAAGAUUCCGUUAAAGAUUUUGGCCCAAAGAGAAUUCUCUUUGCCACAGUCUAUCUUCGGUGAAAUGAUGAGAAAUCGAGUAACAACCUUUAUUGUGCCCGAUACAGCCAUGCCAACGGGACCACGAAAGAGUAAACGAUCGGCAUUGGCAUUUGGGUCUAGAAUCCCAUCUAAGAUCUUGAUCAAAAGAGAAUUUUUUUUACCAAAGUCGAUCUUUGAAAAAAUGAUGAAAGAGAGAGAAGCAGUUCGUUAA
This is a messenger RNA of Diversispora eburnea, 462 nucleotides long. The record is from the annotation of a GenBank genome assembly. Lineage: Eukaryota; Fungi; Glomeromycota; Glomeromycetes; Diversisporales; Diversisporaceae.